Molecule: messenger RNA, 1368 nt
Organism: Eruca vesicaria subsp. sativa (arugula)
Lineage: Eukaryota; Viridiplantae; Streptophyta; Magnoliopsida; Brassicales; Brassicaceae
Source: the annotation of a GenBank genome assembly
AAAAAAAAUACAUCAGAGUAAUUGAGGGUUUUUGAUUUCAAUCUUGCUCGGCGAUGGAACGAACAAGCAAUGGAGGAAUGCUUUACCACGAGGUGCAGGAAGCUAGUCUAUGCGCCGUACACUGCGUCAACACCGUCCUGCAAGGACCUUUCUUCUCCGAAUUCGACUUGGCAGCCGUCGCAUCCGAUCUCGACGGGAAGGAGCGUCAGGUCAUGCUCGAAGGCACCGCCACCGGAAACUUCGCCGCCGGCGAUUUCUUCUCCGAGGAGUCUCAUAAUGUUUCCCUCGGCGGAGAUUUCAGUAUCCAGGUCUUGCAAAAGGCUUUGGAAGUGUGGGAUCUACAAGUGAUACCACUCAAUUGUCCCGAUGCAGAGCCUGCACAGAUAGACCCCGAGCUUGAAAACUCCUUCAUUUGCCACUUACAUGACCAUUGGUUUUGCAUAAAGAAAGUGAGCGGCGAAUGGUAUAACUUCGACAGCCUCCUCGCUGCACCGCAACACCUGUCAAAAUUCUACCUUUCAGCGUUUCUCGACUCUCUGAAAGGCUCGGGAUGGAGCAUCUUCAUAGUGAAAGGAAACUUCCCGCAGGAAUGUCCCAUGUCGUCUUGUUCGGAAGCUUCCAACGCUUUUGGACAGUGGCUUUCUCCUGAAGACGCAGAGAGGAUACUAAAGGAGACUAGCUCAACACAGAGUUCUUCUUCGGCUGUUAACAACAGUAGUAGUGAGAAUGUUGAUCAGCAAAGACCGUAUCAGGCGUUGUCGAGUGAGGAAGUGCGGACUUUCUCAGAGAUGGAAGAUGAUGCUUUGAAGGCAGCGAUUGCAGCGAGUUUGUUAGAUGCUUCUGCGGCUGGUGCCAAUCUUGGAGAUGUUGGGAUUACUUCUCAAAGAGAGGAAACUGAGAAACAAAAGUAGCAGAGAAGAUAGAGCGUUAUUGAUUGAUGAGGGUGGCGGAACAUUCACUCUUUUCUUUUGUUUUCAACAAGCUUUACAUACAGAACAUACAAGUUUUACAUAGACAGAAACCAGAGAAUAAACGGGUUGUGCAUUGUGUAUUGUUUGAUUUUUCUUUUUGGUAAAUCAAACCAUGUUUACUUGAUGGUGAUGACCCAACUUUAGUUUCAAUCACUUUUUUCAUUCUUCUUGUGUGAUUCAUCCGGUUCUUUCGUUUUUGAUGAUCUGUUUCUGAUAUUCAGAGUACAUAUCUUGGUAAGUGGUAACAUUUGAGAUCUGAGGUUGCUGAUCUUUCUUCUCAAUUGUGUUCUUCUUUGGAAAAUUAUUCAACAGAGAGAGGACUGUACAUGAGAUUCUGGGAGGUGGUGUUGGUAAGUGAAUCCAUUAUCAUUACCAUACCCCCAUUAUAGAAGCUAAG